CGUGUUUUGUUUGUUACUUCCUGGUGCCUGCUUUAUUGCUGUCCUAAGGUCCGCAAGUGUCCCAAACGUGCCUUUUGCUCGCCGUCGUACUCUACUACACUGAAACGCAUUCUGAAAUACAGUAUAUCAUGGACAUUAUGACUGUGUUGCCGUCCAACUUUGGAUAUGUCAUCUUUACCUACCUCUACAGUUGGAUUAUGCUGUGCUAUUUAGGGGUUAAGGUUGGGGGUGCAAGGAAGAAGUACGAUGUUAAGUAUCCAACAAUGUACAGCGACAAGGAGCCGGUGUUCAAUUGUAUCCAGAGAGCACAUCAGAAUACACUAGAGGUGUAUCCACAGUGGCUUGUUUUCCAGACCAUUGCAGCUCUUGCUUACCCGUUAUCAGCCUCAGUGCUUGGGGCAAUCUGGGUGACCAGCAGGUUUUCGUAUGCCUGGGGCUACUACACAGGAGAUCCAGCCAAGAGGAUGAAUGGUGUUUAUGGCUACAUUGGAUACUUUGGAGUAAUCAUUCUCUCCAUAUCUGUUGCCUUGCAGUUGCUUGGAUUCUUUUAAAGAACUGCUAUUUUGUAUUUCUACUCAGUCUGCAGAGUUUAUUCAUUUAUGCUGGCUUGCAGGAUAUUUUGAAAUGCAAAACUUUGGAGCAGUUUAUAAGCACUUGUGAUGCUAAUUUUGAAUUGCAAUGCUAAUCAUAAUUGUAUGUACUACUACAUAUAUUUCUUAACAUUUCAAUAAAGGUAUGGAACUGGUACUUAAGACAAUAAUCAACUGGGAAAUAGAUGUUGCUGCCUCAGAUAUAGUAUGUUCUCUGUAAUACCAGGGUUUCACACAGUCAUCAAAGCUCCAUGUGACUCACACAUGAUGUUGUAGGUACAUAUCUUCCGUUGGAAUGUGACGCAAAUUAGACCAACAGAUUGUCUAAUGGACAUCUUAAAGAAUAAAUAUGACCAAUGAAACCGUU
Messenger RNA from Notolabrus celidotus (New Zealand spotty), 957 nucleotides. RefSeq names its product microsomal glutathione S-transferase 3b (gene mgst3b). The transcript has 4 exons. Gene Ontology annotation, molecular function: glutathione transferase activity; glutathione peroxidase activity. Bases 129 to 551 code for a protein of 140 amino acids. NCBI's taxonomy places the organism in Eukaryota, Metazoa, Chordata, Actinopteri, Labriformes, Labridae. The record is from RefSeq and is a predicted model, not a curated record. Gene Ontology annotation, cellular component: nuclear envelope; endoplasmic reticulum; membrane.